Messenger RNA from Vigna umbellata (rice bean), 2771 nucleotides. Lineage: Eukaryota; Viridiplantae; Streptophyta; Magnoliopsida; Fabales; Fabaceae. The record is from RefSeq and is a predicted model, not a curated record.
GCAGAGAGACAGAGAGAGAAAAAACAAACAAUUAUCACCGGCGAGGGCGUGCCGUCCGCCGGCGGUUGAGAACAUUCUGAAAACAGAUAGACAGACAGAGAUUGCAAUUUGACCUAAUUGCACAUAACAACAACGACGUGACAACCACGUUUUGAAAACUCACCAAAUCUCAACCGUCCACUCCGAUUUGUGGCACCCUUCUCAGCCCUCCGAUCACCAACGCGUUGUCUUGCCUCUCUCAUUAAUUCAUUUCUCUAACAGAAAAAACCGCUACAACUCCUUCUCUCUUUCCUUCUUCAUUCCACCCCAAGCUCUGGUUUUUUCCUUCCACCGCCACCCUCACGCCUUCAAAAUCAAAACCCUUUUCCUUUUACGUGCGUUUUCGUUUCUCUCUUCAUCAUUGCCUAAAGGGUUUCUUGUUCCAGCCAUUGAUGUAGCAUUUUUAAAAACUUUCCAAAUCUUGAAAAACCUUUUUUUUUCUUUUCAUUUUCUUUCCAUCUUUGGUGCCCUCCUCUCAGCACGCUUGCAUGUGCAUGCCUCCCCACUGUGGGGGCAAAAACAAAAUAUUAGUCGUUCAACGAGCUUUCUCGCAUCAAUUGCAUUGCACCAUCGAGCUGACAUGGUAUCAUAAACAAGCCUUUUGUUUUUCCUUUGGACAAAACUUAGGUGUUGUUCUUAGAAUCAGAGUUUUAUAUUAAGAAUCUACGUUUUUAAAGAUUUGCACUAAGGAUAAUAUAGAUGCUUGGAACAAGGAGAAGUAUCUAGUGUCAGAUGGGAAACAACUGUGUUGGAUCGAGAACCUCUACUUCUGAUGCCGGAACUCGUGGCUCUUCUGUUUCUAGUUCAUACUGGUGGUGUCUUGGACAAAAGAAAGAUUCUUCUCAUACACAGAAAGGUGGCAAAAAGAACACAAAAGCCAUAGAAACUGUUCAAGACCAGCCUCCAGAGGUACUGAAAAUUGAGAGUGAUGAAGUGAAGCCUCCUCGUCAAGCCAAAGAGACUAUACCACCUCCGGAACAAACAAGGGCGCAGCCCCAAAAACCAAAGAGGCCACCCAAUGUGAGGAAGCCGGCAAGUGCAGGCCUCAAAGCAGAUUCUGUUUUACUAAGGAAAACCGGCCACCUUAAGGAGGGUUACAAUAUGGGACCAAAGCUUGGACAGGGCCAGUUCGGAACUACUUUCCUUUGUGUGGAGAAGGCUACUGGGAAAGAGUAUGCUUGCAAGUCCAUAUUGAAGAGGAAGCUGGUGACAGAGGAGGAUGUGGAGGAUGUGAGGAGGGAAAUUCAGAUAAUGCACCACUUGGCAGGCAGUCCUGAUGUGAUCUCAAUCAAGGAGGCUUUUGAGGAUGCUGUUUCAGUUCAUGUUGUUAUGGAGCUGUGUGCUGGCGGUGAGCUCUUUGAUAGGAUUGUCGAAAGAGGGCAUUACACUGAGAGAAAGGCAGCCAAGCUUGCAAGAACAAUAGUUGGUGUCAUUGAGUCUUGCCACUCUCUUGGAGUCAUGCAUAGGGAUCUUAAGCCUGAGAAUUUUCUCUUUGUUAAUCAAGAAGAAGAAUCCCCUCUCAAGGCUAUAGACUUUGGACUUUCUGCUUUUUUCAAACCAGGAGAAAUUUUCAAUGACGUUGUAGGAAGUCCCUAUUAUGUAGCACCUGAAGUUCUACGCAAGCGUUAUGGCCCCGAAGCAGAUGUAUGGAGUGCUGGUGUCAUUAUAUACAUUCUCUUAUGUGGGGUGCCUCCAUUUUGGGGAGAAACGGAGCAAGAGAUAUUCGACGCAAUUUUGCAUAAUCAACCCGAUUUCUCAUCGGAUCCAUGGCCUUCCAUAUCUUCAAGUGCAAAAGACUUGGUUAGAAAGAUGCUUGUCAGAGACCCUAGUAAACGGAUAUCAGCUUUUGACGUUCUUCGUCACCCCUGGAUUCAAGUUGAUGGAGAAGCUCCUGACAAGCCGCUUGAUUCUGCAGUUUUAAGUCGCCUAAAGCAGUUUUAUGCAAUGAACAAACUCAAGAAAAUGGCUCUCAGAGUCAUAGCACAGAAUCUCUCUGAAGAAGAAAUUGCAGGGUUGAAAGAAAUGUUUAAGGCGAUAGACACAGACAAUAGUGGUCAAAUUACUUUUGAAGAACUCAAGGUUGGACUGAAAAAGUUUGGUGCUAAUCUCAAUGAAUCUGAAAUAUACGACCUUAUGCAAGCAGCAGAUGUUGACAACAGUGGCACAAUUGACUACGGAGAAUUCAUAGCUGCAACAUUGCAUCUCAACAAGGUUGACAGAGAAGAUCAUUUAGUUGCAGCUUUUGCUUACUUUGAUAAAGAUGGAAGUGGCUACAUCACCCAAGAUGAGCUUCAACAAGCUUGCGAAGAAUUUGGCAUUGGAGAUGUUCGCUUGGAGGAAAUGAUCCGAGAAGCUGAUCAAGAUAAUGAUGGACGAAUAGACUACAAUGAAUUUGUGGCUAUGAUGCAGAAAGGCAAUGCAGAUAUGGGUAAGAGGGGUCGAAAGGGUAGCACUAGUUUUAGAAUAUUUAGGGAGGCACUACCGGUGUGUUAACUAAGAAAUAGUGGGUGAAUUUCUCUGUGUAUUUGUUUUUUCUAUCAUUUUUUGGUAAAUUAGCAUUUCCUCAACGGUUUGCUGAGCUUAGUAUCUCUUGAGGAACUUCAAUCACUUGUAUUGCACACAGAAACAUUAACACAUAGCCUUACAUUAUGGAUAAAAACACUGAUUUGGCAACUUUGUUUCUCAAGUACUACAAAGAAAUUCAAGUUUAACAAGAGAAAAUGACUUCACUA